CAGAAUAAACAAAACAGGGAGAGCCUCCCACUGAAAGCGAAGGAAAAAAACCGGGAUAGGGAGUGAAAAUGGAGACGAUAGGGUUUUUGGGAAUGGGAAUUAUGGGGAAAGCUAUGGCCAUUAACUUGCUCCGCCAUGGCUUUAAGGUCACUGUUUGGAAUCGCACUCUUUCCCGGUGUGAUGAGGUAGUCAAACACGGAGCUUCUUUGGGGGAGACUCCUGCAGCAGUAGUUAAAAAAUGCAAGUAUACAAUUGGAAUGCUGGCUGACCCUUCUGCAGCUCUCUCGGUGGUUUUUGACAAGAAUGGUGUUCUUGAGCAAAUAUGUGAUGGAAAGGGUUAUAUAGACAUGUCAACUGUUGAUGCUGAUACUUCUUCAAAAAUCAAUGAGGCAAUUAUAUGUAGAGGUGGUACAUUCCUUGAAGCCCCAGUCUCGGGCAGCAAAAAGCCUGCCGAAGACGGGCAGUUGGUUAUCUUAGCAGCCGGGGAGAAGGAUUUAUAUGAUCAAGUGCUUCCUGCUUUUGAUGUCUUGGGAAAGAAAUCAUUUUUCUUGGGAGAAGUUGGGAAUGGUGCAAAAAUGAAACUUGUUGUUAACAUGAUAAUGGGCAGCAUGAUGAAUGUAUUUUCUGAAGGACUUGUAUUGGCUGACAAAAGUGGAUUGGAACAGCAAACUCUCCUUGAUGUGUUGGAUCUUGCAGCAGUUGCGAAUCCAAUGUUCAAGAUGAAAGGUCCUUCCAUGAUAAAAAACGAUUAUUCUCCUGCAUUCCCUUUGAAACAUCAACAGAAGGACAUGAGGCUGGCUCUUGCCCUUGGGGAUGAAAAUGCAGUGUCAAUGCCCCUUGCAGCUGCUGCAAAUGAGGCAUUCAAGAAGGCAAGGAGCAUGGGGCUGGGUGACCUCGACUUCUCAGCUGUGCAUGAAACCGUCAAGCACACCAAGACGACUUGAUUCUGCAAUUUUAUUCGCAUAAAGGCCUUGUGGACAUCUAUGAGACACGACCAUUCCUUCACUUUCUUUUGUGUCCCCAUGCCACAAAACUCUUUCUUGUACACUCAUUUUAUCUCCCCCCCCCUCAAUGCUCGAAGUAUUUCAUGGAACACUCUUGCCGGGGUUGCAACUUAGAUGGCAAAGGAGGUCAAAAGGAGGUAAUGUCCGAGUUUGGUUCUCCACGUACCAUAGACAGAUCUCACUCUUUAUUUGUGAUUAUAACUCAAUUUAUCUCCUUCUGGGUAACUUUCCGGUCUGUUCGCAGAACCUAGUAAUGAAGUUUUUGUUUUUUUUAAAUUUCAUUGAACACUCACUAUUACUGAACAAAGAGUUGUAUUGCGAUCUUUCACAUUGCUCAUUCAUUCACUCAAAUGAUUGAGGGGAAACAACUUGUGGAUUUGAGGUUAUAGUUUAAUAAGGUCAGCCACUUAUG
This is a messenger RNA of Cuscuta campestris, 1416 nucleotides long. NCBI's taxonomy places the organism in Eukaryota, Viridiplantae, Streptophyta, Magnoliopsida, Solanales, Convolvulaceae. The record is from the annotation of a GenBank genome assembly.